Molecule: messenger RNA, 1845 nt
Organism: Cannabis sativa
Lineage: Eukaryota; Viridiplantae; Streptophyta; Magnoliopsida; Rosales; Cannabaceae
Exons: 6
Coding region: 470-1618 (382 amino acids)
Source: RefSeq, a predicted model, not a curated record
ACUAUUUUAAUUUUGAAUUUUUUCUUUCUCUUUUAUUACAUUUUCUUUUCUUUCCCAAGCUUAAAGCUUUAAUCAUUUCACACGUGCUGCCUUCCUUUUCUACGCCGGAAAACCCUCUCUCUCUCCUCUCUCUCUUCUCUCUCUCUCUCUCUAAAAACUCAAAAACCCCGUUUGCCUUGCCAACUGCUAAUCUCAUCUCGGGAAGCUGAGACAGCAAAAUCCCAACCCUAAAAAAUAGUUAACAAGAUCAACUUUCUCUCAUUGUUUUCUCACUGUCCAAACAAAAAACACACAAAUAUAGAAACAAAAAAAUAUUGUAAUUUCUAAUUCGAGAAAGUCGUUUUUUUUUCCCUCAUCGAGUUGAGAAUUUAAUUGGGUUUGGUUUUGAUAUGAUCAGAUUGAUUGAGUUGUGUGCUUUUUGGGGGAUUGUUUUGUUUUUCUUUUGUUAAUUUUUAUUCUGGGGUGUAAUAUGGGAGCUGUGACGUCAUCGAUGGCGGCGAAGUUCGCGUUCUUCCCGCCAAACCCGCCGUCGUAUGGAUUGGAGGUGGAGGAAAGUAGUGGGAAGCUGAGGAUGACAGGAGUUGCGUCGACGGCUAGGAAGGAAAACGUCGACGUUUUGAAGCUUCCUACCAAGAGAGGAAACGACAUCGUUGCGGUUUAUAUUAAGAACCCUUCUGCUUCCCUAACCCUCCUUUACUCUCAUGGUAACGCCGCUGAUCUGGGUCAGAUGUACGAGUUGUUUGCUGAACUCAGUGUUAUUCUCCGAGUCAACUUGUUGGGUUAUGAUUAUUCUGGCUACGGCAAAUCUACAGGGAAGCCGAGUGAACAGAACACUUAUGCUGAUAUUGAAGCAUCUUACCGGUGCCUUGUGGAGAAGUAUGGGGUCAAGGAGGAAGAUGUUAUCUUAUAUGGGCAGUCAGUUGGUAGUGGACCCACUCUAGAUUUGGCUACGCGGUUGCCAAGUUUGAGAGCUGUGAUUCUACAUAGUCCCAUCUUGUCUGGUCUCCGAGUCAUGUAUCCUGUCAAGCGAACCUACUGGUUUGACAUUUACAAGAAUAUAGACAAAAUACCCCUUGUUAAUUGUCCAGUUCUGGUAAUUCAUGGAACUGCUGAUGAUGUAGUGGAUUGCUCCCACGGCAAGCGACUGGCGGAACUUUGUAAGGAGAAAUAUGAGCCAUUGUGGGUGAAAGGAGGGAAUCACUGUGAUUUAGAACUUUACCCGGAGUACAUAAAGCAUCUCAAGAGAUUCGUAGCGAUCAUUGAAAAAUCUCCACAUUUGAGAAAUGGAUCCGGAAAAUUUACAGAACAAUCAGAAAGUGCUCGAAAGAGCACAGAUUUUAGAGAAAAAUCUAGAUCAAGCACAGAUCGGAGAGAGAAUUCUAGACCGAGUGUUGACCAGAGAGAAAAGCCUAGAUGUAGUACAGACCGCAGUGAGAAGUCAAGUGUCAACACUGAUAAGAGGGAAAGAUCAAGAAAAAGCGUUGAUCGAUCUGAGAAAACGAAUAACUUGGAUCAACCAGAGAAGGCAAGGAACAGCAUUGACCGCUUUGGCAGCAUGGUCAGAUCUGUUAGAUUAUGCAAUAUUGAUUGUUUCAAGCCAACUGCAACCACUGUUUGAACUUUGAAGAACACAAGAGACCAAUUCUAGGCUGAGUUUAUUUCACUGUUUACUUUUUAUUUAUUUGAUUGGUUGGGGGGGAUUGAUUGUGUUGGGUGAUGAGAAAAUGUCAUGUUUUCUAUUUACAGAGGAGAAAGAUUAAAGGUAAUUUAAUUAAGAAUUUGAGCAAAUUGUUAAACUCAAUUUGUUCUCUUUCCAACUAAAUAAAUUUAACCCUGCUUCUCAAA